Messenger RNA from Centruroides sculpturatus (bark scorpion), 1849 nucleotides. RefSeq names its product retinal rod rhodopsin-sensitive cGMP 3',5'-cyclic phosphodiesterase subunit delta (gene PrBP). Lineage: Eukaryota; Metazoa; Arthropoda; Arachnida; Scorpiones; Buthidae. The transcript is spliced from 7 exons. The coding region runs from base 233 to 727 and encodes 164 amino acids. The record is from RefSeq and is a predicted model, not a curated record. Gene Ontology annotation, biological process: sensory perception of light stimulus. Gene Ontology annotation, cellular component: cytoplasm.
CAAUUUAUAUAACCAACUUUUACAAAAGCGUCUCUUAGCGGACAUAUUGUGUACUAUACGCAAGUUGAACGUCUGAUCGGCAAAGUUUUUAUCAUCCGGACAGCGGUUUGUUUAUGCUUUUAUCAAUUUAUUUUUAAGUAUUAUUCUGUUGUUUUCAAUUUUAAUCGUGAACAACGACGUGAGAAUAUUCGUAAGGAAAGUAAUACUGGAUUUUAUCUGAAAAUUUUCCGAAAUGCCUUCAAAAGCUGAAGACAUUUUGAAUGGAUUCAAACUAAAUUGGAUGAACUUACGAGAUGCUGAUACUGGAAAGAUUUUGUGGCAGGGGUCAGAUGAUUUAUCUAAACCAGAAGUGGAGCAUGAAGAUACCACAGAUUGCCAGCCUAUAAGAGAAGAUAAAAAAAAUUUUUUUGCAGCACGUGUUCCCAAAAAAAUACUGAAAUGUAGAGCAGUAUCCAGAGAAUUAAAUUUUUCAUCAGUGGAACCUCUAGAAAAAUUUCGAUUAGAACAGAAGAUUCUGUUUAAAGGAAGAUGCAUAGAAGAAUGGUUCUUUGAGUUUGGUUUUGUUAUUCCAAAUUCUACUAAUACUUGGCAGUCACUUAUUGAAGCUGCUCCUGAAUCCCAAAUGAUGCCAGCAAAUGUUUUAAAUGGCAAUGUUGUCAUAGAAACAAAAUUUUACGAUGACAAUCUGCUUGUGAGCACAUCAAAAGUUCGUCUUUUCUACAUGUAAAAAAAUAAACAACAUAUCUCAUGAAAGGAUAUUUAUUGAAAGAACUCUAAUGCACCUAAUUAGUUUGGUCAUUCCACAAUAAAUGUCAAUAUAAUUAUUAUGGAAAAAAUAUCUAUUUUGAUGUAUUAUGAUUUUUAUGAGGGAAAAAAAUCAAACUGUGAAAGAAAUGAAAUUGUUUCUUACAAGAUAAAAAAAUAAAAUUGUUAUGAAUUGAAACUUUAUAUAUAAAAAAAAAUUAACUAAUUAUAUGACAUUCCAUUGUUUAAUUUUAUUCCAAACACAUUUGUGUUCUUAAAAACUGCCUCAUCCUAUGUAAUCACAAGUACGAGAUACUUAAAUGUAUCUGGAAAAAAGACAAAAAAAAAAAAAAAAAAAUGCANCACACUGUCUUCAUUGUAGUUUCCCACAUCUGCAUGUAAAUAGAUUGAUAUGAUGUUGCAUAUUUGUAUUUUAUUUCCAUAUGUUAUACCUAAAGUAUGCUUUACUUUGCAUUCUUGUUUUGAUACAAUACAAUAUUGACGACUAAGAACAAUUUCUAUUGUGAAAAUUACCAAAAAUAAUGCCAUUUUCAUAACUACAUUCAAACUAAUACAAUUUUCAUUGAUUUAAUUUUAAAUAUUUAUCUUAAUUUAUGUUUUUAUUGUAACAACAUUGUGAUAUCAAUUUACAAAACAUAAAACUUGAUAGAAUUUCAUAAUGUAAAUACUGUAUUUAUGUUGGAACUGUGAAAAAAAAACACCCUUAGUGCAUCCAGCUGAGUACAGUAUGAAGUUGUUAUAUUCAUUAUAAUAAAAAAUUUGCAUUAAAACACAGAUGACUGACUUGUGCUCAAAUAUGUUUAGAUAGAUCACUGCAACAGUUUUUUCAUUUAAAACUUGUUGCAGUAUAAAUCAACUGCUCGUGAGAGAUAAGCACGAGCUUUUAUUUAUUGAUAGUUUAGUCACAACCGCCAAAUUUUUAAUCACAUAAUAUAAAAGAAAACUUAUUUAAUGUAAUGGAGUAUUGCAGUAAAGUUUCAUCAGAAUAUUUGUUUUAUUUUAAAUUAUUUAAUUGUAUGAAUAUGUUUCCCAAGUAAAAGCUGUGUUGUAUAUGUUAAAUCACAAUAAAAGUGAAUGAAAGUGA